Molecule: messenger RNA, 1661 nt
Organism: Rhagoletis zephyria (snowberry fruit fly)
Lineage: Eukaryota; Metazoa; Arthropoda; Insecta; Diptera; Tephritidae
Product: very-long-chain 3-oxoacyl-CoA reductase-like
Cellular component (GO): endoplasmic reticulum
Molecular function (GO): oxidoreductase activity
Source: RefSeq, a predicted model, not a curated record
GCAGCUGGCAAACUCAUGCACAGGCGAACAUUUCGUCCAAUUCACGCAGAUAUGCUUACAUAGCAAAAACGUUCAAUUAAAUAAAAGCGGCAAAGCCUGCGAUUGUGGACUACACCGGCAGAGCCUACAUACAUACAUACAUACAUAUGAGUACAUAUGUGGCGUGCAUUGAAUAUUGAUAGACUUUUGUAAUAAAUAUACAAAUAUAACUAAAAUGUAAAUUUAAAUCGAAAAAACACACUUACAUAUUUGCUGGCAAAGGUGGCAAACGUAAUUUAUGCUUUUGAUUUUUUAUUCCUACGAGCACUUUGUAAUUAUCAUCGAUUUUUUCCGAGCUGCACAAACACGGAGCGCCGAAUUCUCACCAUUAUUAUAUCGCACAUUGACAAACGCGCACGCAGAAAAGUGCUUCCAGUUGUGAAAAGUGUUUUACUUGAGCGAAUGCUGUUUUAGAGGAAUGCGCAAGAAGAGCAAUAGCCCAAAAUAAAUAAAUAGUAACAAUUAAAUUGUGGAAACAUUUAAUUUGCGGAAGCAAGCAUUCUGCCGCACAAAAAUCAGUCGCAUCAGCGAAAAAUGACUAUUACUGCAUUUCAGUUCUUCGGCAGUUUGGCCCUUGUCAGUGUCGCCUAUAAAUUUGCGCACACCGUCUUGCCAUGGCUAUAUGUGAAUAUAAUUGGGCCGAAAUUCCUUGGGCCAAAACUCGAUAUAAGUCGCGUUGGAGGCUGGGCCGUCAUCACCGGCGCUACUGAUGGUAUUGGCAAGGCGUAUGCGAAUGCGCUCGCAAAGAGGGGAUUUAACUUGGUGCUAAUCAGUCGCUCGCUAACCAAAUUGGAAGAUGUAGCCAAGAAAAUCGGCGAAGACCACAAAGUCGAUAUUAAAAUCGUCGAUGUCGAUUUCACGGGUGGCGUGGAUAUUUACGACAAGAUCAAGGCACGCAUAGAGGGCCUUGACAUUGGUGUACUCGUCAACAAUGUCGGCGUUUCAUAUCCUUACCCAGAAUACUUCCUAGAAUGCUAUCAGCAAGAUCCUAAAUUCUUACAAAACAUUAUUUCGGUAAACAUACACUCCGUGACACACAUGUGCGCCUUAAUUUUGCCUGUCAUGGUGAAUAGAAAGAAAGGUGUAAUCAUCAAUGUCUCGUCAACUGCCGCGGUUAUACCAAAUCCACUGCUUAGCGUUUACAGCGGCUCCAAGGCUUUCGUUGACAAAUUCAGUGUCGAUUUACAAACGGAAUACCGUAGUAAAGGUAUCACAGUGCAAUGCGUUCAGCCGGGCUUUGUUGCCACCAAUAUGAGCAAGAUAAAAAGAACGGAUCUAAUGACGCCAUCGCCCGACACAUAUGUCGCUGCAGCUCUCAACUUUUUGGGAUAUACCACGAAAACUGCUGCCUAUUUGCCACACAUUUUUUUGCAAUUGACUUUGAAUCUCAUGAAUGAUGUCAUCUGUGAACCCUUCACUACGAACUUCGUCUUCAAUCAAUUGUUGAAUAUGCGCAAACGCGCCUUGCGUAAACAGCAGAAGCAAUAGAGGGUUUGAAGAAUUAAGUUCUAUGGAGCUUUACCUGUACAUAAAUGUCAGUUCAAUGACCAAACCAAAAAUAGAUUUAAUUUGUUAUGAAUAUAUCGCAUCCAAGAAAUAAAUUUCAGAGUGUAGCUGGUCAA